Molecule: messenger RNA, 1421 nt
Organism: Ceraceosorus guamensis
Lineage: Eukaryota; Fungi; Basidiomycota; Exobasidiomycetes; Ceraceosorales; Ceraceosoraceae
Product: DUF1753-domain-containing protein
Exons: 2
Coding region: 395-1354 (319 amino acids)
Biological process (GO): inositol phosphoceramide metabolic process
Cellular component (GO): Golgi membrane; inositol phosphoceramide synthase complex
Molecular function (GO): inositol phosphoceramide synthase regulator activity
Source: RefSeq, a predicted model, not a curated record
CCUCACUCAUUCUACACUGCGACUCUGACUCGCAGUCCGUCCUACUCUCCUCUCUAUCUAGCCCCCGUGUCGUUCUCUUUCGAAUCGACACACAGGCACAAGCACGACUGCUUGGCGAUUUUGGGGGAAGUGGCAAAACGUCUUGGUUGAUCUGGUGUCUGCUCUGCUCGGGCAUUGUGCUUCAGUAGUAGUGCGACGAAUAACGCGCGUGCAAGUUGUUUCUCGUUCCGCUUCCUUCGGACAUUCUCACUCAUUGUGAGGGCAGUCCAGCGUCUGCCGACUGGGCUCGCUCCCAUCAGCUCCAUAGCUCGCCCAAGAGGCAGCAGCACGCUUCGGCAGAUUCCUCCUCCCCGCCGCGCAACCGCUUCUCGUUCAUUCCUCCUCGCCGUUCAGCAUGUCGCGAUUGACCUUUCGACCACCAUCGCAGCAAGUACGAGCGUGGAUCACUUCGUUCAUGCUGCUGCUCGAUCUCAAAGUGGGAUGCACAGUAAUCACCUUUUUCGCACUGUUCAACAAGAUUGCCGGCAUAUUCGGCAUCAUUGCCGUCUUUAGCGGAGGAACCUUUGCGCAGAUCACGCUCUACAUCUACAGCAUCGGCACGAUCGGAUUGCUAUUGUGGGCAUUGAGGGCCAUUUCGGAUGAAGAUGCGAGCAAAACCUUGAGAUUCGCUCACCUCUUCCUGGCCGAUCAUCUCGUCUCUUCCUUUUGGACAUUGCACUUUGCCAUGGAUUGGUACACUCUGCAACCUCAUGAUGGAUCCAAACCUCAGUUGGCGCCUCAUCAAGCAGGUCUGAUGGAUCUCAUCGAAAAGAUUGAGAAUAGCUACGAGAUUCCUGGAAGCAUCAAACAUCACGUGCCCCUGGCUGGACAGGAGAGGGUGGAUGCUGCUCAGCAAGUGUGGAAGGAGGAGAGGAGCUUUUCGGCCGCUGUGCUCGCAGCUGGGUGGGUGCUCAAGGUGUACUUUGCCCUCAUCCUCUAUUCGUACGCCCUUCAUCUACGCCACGGCACCUACCACUCGCUCUGGCAAUCCAAAUCAGGCACGGCAGGUCAGGGCCAUUUGAGGAUGCGCUCUAGGGGCUAUCAACAAGUGCCCGCAGAAGCUCACGAUCUGCCUCGCUCUCAAUCGAACCAUGCACGUGCUGGCGAUGCGAAUGGAGGGGUGGACGAACUGCCUCCUUGGAGCGAAGAGGAGGAUGAGGGUGAAGAAGAGGAGGAUGAGAAUGAGGGAAGAGCAAGGAUACCGGCAGUUCGGCUUGACCGGCCUGCGGAGGAUGCGAAGGCGUAUGCGAGCCAGAAGGCUUCGAAUGCCCGCAUGACGCGCACUGCCUCUAGCUCUAGCACGAGGGAAUCCUGAUGAGUUUGCCUCUCAUCGAAAGCAUCGCAAUAGAUAUGACGCGCGUGCGAGCUCAGUCCAUCACGUU